GCUUGCGAGGGCAACGAGGAGUGGCGAAAAGAUCGCCAGGCCACGUCGCACAGCCCAGGCAACAUCAAGGCGAGCGUAGGUUACCAGCUUCGGUUUCCCGCCAGAUUCACCUUUCCAUUCAGUUCACAUCAAGGGAAGCAGCAGCCUAGCGAUCAUCGCCGUGUAGGUGAUAUUUUUAGGCCAACUGCUGGCACUGGUAGUAGUUAGUGGCUUGCACAUUCCUUGAGCUUUUUUCGUUUACAUGUGUUGCAAUUCCAGUUCUCGAACUGAUCGCGCAAGUCGUAGGGUCCCGCCUAUCGUGGCAGAGACUUCACUCCUUGUUUUCCGCUGUGUUUCGGCCGCGACUGACGAAGUUCAGCGCUUAGAAUCCGACCUCGUCGUCAUGGAAGCAGUAGGGUCGCGCAAUGGGGGGACUCCCGACAGCCCCGCCGUGGAAGUCUCGUCGUCAUGCAAUUCGCUUGUCCCAUCGAGCUCACUUAAUCUCCAAGUUCAAUCUUAAACUGCCACGUGGCAGCCGCAGCCUUCCGAUUAGACCCAACGGUGCAGGUAACUCUCUUUCCUUUCUGGGAAUUUUGGCGGGAAAGCACAUGGUCUACGAACUGCCUUUGAAAGGACAUCGUGAGGGUGCUCGGCCGCUCUGCCUUCCACGACACAUCCCUCUCCUGCGAUGGCUCCCUCGCAAACCUCGGCGGUUCCUGGAGCAAAUCGGUCGGGUGUGCGGUAAGUUUGGCUCUCGCAGAAACCAUUCCUAUAAUACCUCAGCGCUGAUUCGCAGCCGUAGUGCCAGCCAUGCUAUGGAGGACCUCGCACUGCUUGUCUCAGAGCCAUGUCUCAGUCACCACGUCGCAAUCGCCACGUUCGAUAUGGGAACAUUCCCGACCUAACACGGGGAAUUUUCUGUCGAGCAUGUCGAGGCUGGUAACGUGGUACCUACAGAGCUCAACUCAUGCUCGCCAGUUCGUAUGCCAGAGUUGUAUCAGGUGAACGAAUUCUCUCUGCAUUUUUCAAUGGACAGAUACAGCAUCAGUUGACGAUACUGCAGUUUUUCCAGCUCUACUCUACUGCCAUCAAGAAGACGCUGCUUACAUGAAACUAUUCUACUUGUUUGUUUGAGUUCCGUGCUAGUGUUACACCGGAUAUUCCCAUUCAACAUUCUCCAGUUUAUGCUAUCGCCUAUAG
This is a messenger RNA of Closterium sp. NIES-67, 1179 nucleotides long. The record is from the annotation of a GenBank genome assembly. NCBI's taxonomy places the organism in Eukaryota, Viridiplantae, Streptophyta, Zygnematophyceae, Desmidiales, Closteriaceae.